Molecule: messenger RNA, 5273 nt
Organism: Silurus meridionalis
Lineage: Eukaryota; Metazoa; Chordata; Actinopteri; Siluriformes; Siluridae
Gene: socs6b
Product: suppressor of cytokine signaling 6b
Exons: 2
Coding region: 538-2055 (505 amino acids)
Biological process (GO): intracellular signal transduction; phosphatidylinositol phosphate biosynthetic process; regulation of growth
Cellular component (GO): phosphatidylinositol 3-kinase complex
Molecular function (GO): 1-phosphatidylinositol-3-kinase regulator activity
Source: RefSeq, a predicted model, not a curated record
CCCAACAAAGAGGCGUAGCGUUGACUGACAGAUAGAAAUGCUAACUCAAAGCUAGCACUGAUGCUAGCAAGUCGAGAGGUUUUUUUUUGGUUUGAUACUUUAAAAUGAAUACAUUUUAAAUGUUUGUAACAAUUACACGAUCUUUUAAUGGUGCAUAAAAGUACAGAUUUCUGUGAGGACCCCUGACAUUGCGGCUAAUCCGCGAGCUAAAGCUAAGAUGAAAAGAGGCUGUCAAAAAGGUCUCGCGCAUCAUUAGGUCACUACGCAUGCGCGAGAGUGUUGCGCAUGCGCGGCGGAGCCCCUUGUGUUAACGUAUAAGAGCUAAAAAAGAGCAGGAAGAAAACGUCUUGAGGUUUUUGGGGGCUUCAGGCUUCAUGUGGAUUCUAAAGAAAAUCAUGAGGACUGCGGUUAGCUGACAGCAUCCCACACGACCUGCAGACAUGGCUGCCUCGUGUCAGUAGCGAUGUGAAAGUGUUCACAUUCACCGCAGCUUUCUUUCUGGAUCAGUUUUGUGUGAUUAGUUCUCACAAGUCCAGGAUGAAGAAAUUUAGUCUCAACACGAUCAAAAAGUCGUUGAGUAUAAAAGGGAAAGAAGAGAGCGAGUAUGCAGUGUCUCAGCCGGACCUGUCCAGCGCCUUUCCGUCUUCAGAGCCUUCUCUUUACGGAGGCUGCUACAACAAGGACCUCGCAGAUGAUAAUCUGGAUAACAAGGAACUGAAAGGAUGUAAAAGUCGCUCUAAAAGCGAAGGUCUUAUGGGAACGCUGAAGAGGAGAUUGUCGACCAAGCAGAAACCAAAGGUCAAAGCGAGUUCUCCGUCCGUUUGCUCGAUCGAAGACGACGCUUUCUCGUCGUCCUCAGAGCCGAUCACGUUCCGUGACCUGAAGUCGCAGCAUUCCUCUCGCUUGCAGUCUUUACAGAGCCACCAUUACAGCCCGACGCCAUGGCCUCUCAGAGUGACCACCUCGGAGGAGAUGGGCAACGCCAGGGUCAGCGGUCUGAUCCCGUCCAGUAAUUCGAGUUUGUCUCUCAAUGCAAUCCAGAAGAACUUCCUAGCAGACGAGAUGUUUGACGGUCCGAGUCCUGACCCCCAGAACAGCGAUUUAGAAAUGGACGAUCAUGUGCCUGUAGUCAUCGGUCUUUCAGCUCAGGAUUACAUUCAGUACGCGUUGCCUUUAGAUGACGGGCUUUUCUCUGUCGACGGUGCGCCUCAGCCUUUUUGUCUGGACGGAACGUCUCCGAUGGACGUCUUGCCUCAGAGCGAGUGUUCUCUCCAUGCUGACGAAGACUCCAUCAUCAAUCAUGACCUCCUUUCUCCUGACAUGUUCAUGGAUCAGUCAGUAAACCGGCUCAUCCUGAACUCUGCAAGCGUUCUUCUCCAAAGCUCACACCUUGAAUCUCCUCUGCUACCUCCACUUCCUGUCAGCAGUUUUUCCAGGUUCGGUGGUACCCAAGUCAGCGAUUCGGUUCUGGAACAUCUCAGCUUCGAUCCGAAUUCAGCACCAGGAGUCCAGCGGGUGUACGACGCAGUGCAGACCAGUGGGCCGAUGGUGGUCACAAGUCUCACGGUGGAGCUGAAGAAACUGGCCAAGCAGGGAUGGUACUGGGGUCCGAUUACGCGCUGGGAAGCUGAAGAGAAGCUCACCAACCUUCCGGACGGUUCCUUUUUGGUUCGGGACAGUUCUGAUGAGCGAUACCUGCUGAGUUUAAGUUUUCGUUCGCAAACAAAGACGCUUCAUACUCGGAUCGAACAUUCCAACGGUUCCUUCAGCUUCUACGAGCAACCCGACAUGGAGGGCCACACGUCCAUCGUAGAGCUCAUUGAGAAUUCCAUCAGGGAUUCGGAGAGUGGCGCAUUCUGUUACUCCAGGUCACGUUUACCCGGGUCUGUCACGUACCCUGUCAGACUGACCAAUCCCGUUUCUCGGUUUAUGCAAGUGCGCUCGCUGCAGUACUCGUGCCGCUUCGUGAUUCGUCAGUACACGCGCAUCGACCUGAUCAGGAAACUGCCUUUACCCAAUAAAAUGAAAGAUUACCUACAGGAGAAACACUACUGAGCCUGAGGACCACGCACUUUCUAGGAUGUCAUAAUGAACAAAUGAACUUUCCAUGGCUCAUAAAUAUACAUUUUUGCUUUUUUUUUUUUUUUUUUCCCAACAGAGGAAAAAUGGUUUGUUUGUUCAGUGUUUGAACACGUAGCAGAUUAAUUGUUAAGGUCGAGUGAACACAACAUAUCGCUCCUGCAUGCUCAUUUACACUUCUAGUAUUAUUUCUAAUUCGCAUUCUGAGUCUAUGAACAAAUGUUAAAAGCGCUACGCCAGCGUUUCGCCUUAACGUGUUUUCUAGCACAAUAAUAAGCUAUAAAGUUAAUCUAAUUUCACUUUUUGUUCUUUAUUAAGGCCAGACCUGGUGUUUAAACACAUCGCUGUGUUCACAUUGACUGCGGUUACAGUAACAAAUGAUAACGUUUUAAACUAAAGGUUUUUUUUCCUCCGUAAAUGAAAUUUGGAUCAAAAUGAUAAAAUGUAUACAAUAUAUAAUUUGACUUUUACAUCAGAUCUUUAGAAUCAUAUUGCCCACUCCAAAUCUUUUUAUAUUUUACUAAACUGACGCACCUGAUCACAAAUCUUUUUUUUAUUUCUCCAAGUCGUUAUUCAGUGGGACAAGAAUUCCAAGUCUACAUGAACAGAACAGACAAUCCUCACUAUUAUUGCUGUAGCUGAGUGUGAAAGAAUGUUUAAACGCAGGUGUAGUGUGUCCUGGAAAUGUGACGGACAUCUAUAUACUUCACGAACAUUAGUGAGCUGAAUUUUAACCUGAAGUUAAAAAUUUAAUAAAUCAAAUUAAAUGUUCAUCUCAAACCCUCUAUAGGCUUAAAAAAAAGGUUCUGUUAGCUGAUUAACACCUGGUGAUAAAGAUCUGCUAAAGGUUAAGUAUUAAUUAGCGUCCCUGUACCUGAUCUGAAUUUUCAUCAUUAUUAUUAUUAUUAGUAGAGGAUCAUACACUCCUGUACCAUUUCCUGAUUCUCCCUGUAAGUUCCUAACCCCCGUGUUUAUUACCUUGUGCACUAUUUUAAAGCGUGCUGUGAAAAAUCCCAUAAUGCACUGCAACAGAUUGAUGUCCACAUAGUAAUACUGAUUACCCAUAAUGCACUUUGUACAGACUAGGGAAGUGCUGUGAAGGAUUUUAUGAACACCGUUAAAGGUACGUUUGUUUAUUUAUAUUUUGUAAUGAUUUUUAAGUGCAGUUAUUUCUCUACAGUUUGUUUCCCGUUUCCUUUCAUUCGGUUCGUCUGUCUGGUUUUUGGAUCAAGAAUCAUUUAUUCAUUUUGAGUACAGUGACAUCGUAAUUGUUAGAGGAUUGGAGAGUAGGGAUUUAAAAUGUCGUCACAAUGACCUCCAAAUAAAACGUUUAACGUUAUAAAAACAUCCCAAGUUCUCGCUUGAUUCUCGCAACUGUAAAAAAGUGUACAGUUUUACUUCUGACUAUUACACAGCACUGACACUAGAGAUUCCUUCAUAUAAUAAACAUCACUUAAACACCUCUGUUUACAUGCCCCUGUUGCUAUAGAAACGAUAAUGUACAGAGCUGCUGUAAUAGAUCAUUAAUGAACAUCUUGUGACCAGUCAGAAUGCGUCAUGAUUAUAACAUUUUAAUUGAGGUUGUCAGACAGAAUUUGGUAAAGCCCCGCCCACUUCCAUACACAUGAUGUCACAAAUCAUAUAAUCAUUCAGUGGUGGUUGCCCACUGUUUUGUUGGUGUUCCAGUGGGUUCUCUGCAGGUUUAUUAUGUUUAGAUGAAACCUUUUGUUCAGUGGGUGUGUCCUGACGUUACACUUUUAUAUCAUGUCCAAACGAAUCUUUAUCAAGUAACAAUUUAUAAGCAAAAGCGAGUUACUAAGAAAAAUGUGAUCAAUCGGGACCACGUCAUUAGAAAUGUCCCUUCCUCUCAUGAAAUAGUCACGCAUAUAUUAAAAAUAUCUCCUCCUCAUCUGUAUUUAUUUUUGUGUUUACGUGUGUGUGUGUGUGUGUGUGUGUGUGUGUGUGUGUGUGUGUGUGUGUGUGUAAGAAUAUUCAUCUGGCUGCUUGUCUGUGAUUUGUGGUUUUGUACCUGAUUGCUGGAUCUCGUACAUUGCGUUACUUGAACACGUGUUGUUCUUCGUUUUAAUUGUGUAUUCGUUUUUUCGCUGCUCACAAACAUAAUCACAUGACCACUCUGUGCUGUCAUACGCUCAUGUUCAGAUCAUGUCACGCUAGCUAGCUACAUUAAACCCUAGGAGCGAUUUCUAGCAAAAAAAUAUAACACAAUAAUACAUAUUUCUGUGUGGGCAGAGCUCUGUCACAAGUUCAACCCACGUAUAGUGAAAUAUCUCACACAUUUUUAUUUUUUUUAUCAUUCAUUGUUAUUGUUUAGCGUACAGUUGAAUCACGGUGUAAUAGUCAUGACUGUUAUUGUGUUACUCUUUUACACGUGGUUGUAUUUUAAAGCUGCAGUAUGUAACUUUCUUGGAUUUGGUCACAUUAACAUUAUAUUCACAUAAUGGAUCUGUUAAGCCACGCCCCUUUAAUCCAGAAACACACAGAUCCUGUGCAAAUCUUUUGAAUUAUUCUCUAAUUAAAUUUCAUUGUUUAAAAAAAGAUUCCUUUAUUUGUCAACAGAAAAAAAACGCAGAUUUAAAAUAUGGGUUUUGGUUUCGUGCCGCUGAAUUUAACAGAACUGUUUCCUUUUGUUCGGUUUUUUUAUUGUAUUUACGACAAAACACCUGAGAAUCACGUACAAAGUUCGUCUGAAAUAGGGACCUUUUUUUUUUUUUUUUUUUAAUGCUGCUUUUUGAACGUGAGCACAAUAACGCUACCUGUGAAGACGUCUGUCUUAAAUGUCUCAAACGCAAGGACAAGGAAACGUUAAACUUCCCAUGAUACCGGUCUUGUACGUGAAUAUUGCGAUGUAAUGUAUCGGUGAUUAUCGGCACAGGUUUCGCUGUUCGCAGGUGAAGUGUUUUAGGGGAAUUUUUUCUGUUCUUGUUGGUACUUUAGAUUUUUGUAUUAUUGUUUGACUUUAUGGCUGUUCUCCAGUCCACGUGGUUUACGGAUUAAAUCAUAUUUUUGGGAUGAAAUUUCUGGUUGUGGAGGAAAGACGGAGAUGUGAAUGUUUGGGGUUUUGGGAAAUAAGUGGUGGAUUUUCAGACAUUUUUCCACUUAUGAUUUAGAUCUUUGGGGGGGGAUUUAAAUGUUUUAUAUCUACUCUGAAAUGUAAAUAAAAUCUUAUUCUCCGA